AUGCCACCAACAAAGAAAAAAGUCAAGACCAGUCACCCAGCGACUAUAAAACCAAUGGUCCUCGGUUCGGCCUCAGGAAUCAUAGAUCCACCAGAUAUGAAAAUCAAAGUAUUUGAAGCCGAGUUCCAUGUCCAUUCCGCGAUGAUUAAGCUCUACUCUGGCUACUUCCGAAAGUUUCUCGAUCCUUCGAACAAGCCUCCUCGGCCUGAAUUGCCGCAAGGCAGCUUCAAGUAUGAAUGGAUUACUGUGGUGGAUGAAGGAGGUGCUGGUUGGUGUUUGGAAGAUUCCUCUGCGUAUCCUAAUGUAAGUUCCCCUUGAAGAAUUCCAGCCAUCUUUUCAAGACGAGAAAGAGUCCAAUAUACUUGCGAACCUUUCAUGGAGGUGCUGAUCAAAAUGCUGACACUUCAUCUUCAGGGAAUCCCAGAUCUAUCUACAUUCACGGGAGACAAGCACAGGCAGAUUUGGGCAUUCGCAAGCCUGCUCUCUGCGAUAUAUGGCGAGCCUUACUACGUGAACAAUGUUGCUAGAUUUCAUGUCCUAGUCGACCUUGCAGACUAUUAUCUCGCGCUUCCAGCUGUAUCGCGAUCACUCGAUGGCCUCUUCCAUCGAUGCCCUCAGUUCACAGAGCUCGUGUAAUUCGAAUCUCUCCGAUUACUACCAUUGGCUGCUAAACUCAAGCAUGCGGUCUUGUUCAAAGACUGUGUCAUCUUUCUUGCGGCUCCCUAUGAAGACCCUGUUUUCGAUCAAUUGGAGGACCCCGAGCUCAAGCAAACUGUGAAGAUGGCACAUCAGCGUUUGGUCGAGACUGCUGAGCGACUUGUCUGGAAUAUAUUUAGCGCAAGUCACACAGGUCAAGACAAGGAGCAGAAAGAGGUUCGGAAGUGUCUUGAUCGUGUUUUCCCGAAUUUAGAUGGGUGGUACACACGCAAUUAUGGAAAAGUCGAUUUCUUGCGCCAUCUGGAGCAAGAAUCGUUGUCCCAUACUCCUGAACUUACAUCCUCGUUCCACGAGGACUUGCACUCUAUUGUGCAGAACAAUUCUAUAUUGGUAAGGGAUAUAGAAAUCGAAGAUCUCGAUUCCCUAGAAGAUAACAGACAUAAGCACAACCUGUACUCGGCCAAAAUAGAGGACAAAGAUCUGCCAUGGGUUUCCAAAGAAUCAUCUGGCGAGCAAGCUUGA
Molecule: messenger RNA, 1179 nt
Organism: Hymenoscyphus albidus
Lineage: Eukaryota; Fungi; Ascomycota; Leotiomycetes; Helotiales; Helotiaceae
Source: the annotation of a GenBank genome assembly